Metarhizium album ARSEF 1941 is the source of this 2097-nucleotide messenger RNA. Its product is annotated as Aminoacyl-tRNA synthetase, class II (D/K/N)-like protein. The record is from RefSeq and is a predicted model, not a curated record. The transcript has 4 exons. Bases 1 to 2097 code for a protein of 698 amino acids. Lineage: Eukaryota; Fungi; Ascomycota; Sordariomycetes; Hypocreales; Clavicipitaceae. Gene Ontology annotation, molecular function: aspartate-tRNA ligase activity; ATP binding. Gene Ontology annotation, cellular component: cytoplasm; mitochondrion. Gene Ontology annotation, biological process: aspartyl-tRNA aminoacylation.
AUGUCCCAUCCGGGUCGCUGCUGGAGUUUAUUACUCUCCAGCGCUCGCAAUCGCUCAAAACCAGCACUCAUUUCUCGCAAUGGCGCCUUGAGGUUUUAUGCGCAUGAGUCCGAUGCGGCUGGCCGCAAGGCACAACACCUCAACAAGGAACAAUUGCUAAAGGCCUGGAACCAGUCUAGAGGCUCCGAUUUAUUGGCACAGAACGAUCCCGACGUCAUAGCCGGUUUUCUUGGAAAGCGUCGCAAUGUCGGAAAGCACCUCUCGUUCGCCGACCUCACCACAGUUUCAGAUGAGGUGAUCCAGCUGUGCUCCCAUGCCGCCGGUAGAUCAAAAUUGCACGAAAAGUUUCGACAAAUUCCUGCAUUUGCCCCAGUCGUUGUCCGCGCGAAAGCAGAGCCGCCACCACAAUCAGUUGCCCAAGACCAGAAUAGUUCCUCGCCCAAACGAACCCUGUAUCUUAUCGAUAUUCAAUCUUUGAGCACUGUUCCAACGGAUCUGAUUGUCACGUCCGAUGUCCAAUUUCCUCAUUCAAAACGACACCUGCAAAUUCGGUUCCAUCCUGAGCUUCGGGCCAGAUUAAAAUUCAGAUCGUGGCUUAAGGGUCAGUUAAGUCAGAGCUUGCUGGAAAAGGGAUUCACAGAUGUUGAGACGCCCACCCUUUUCAAAUCCACGUCCGAGGGGGCCCGUGAGUUCUUGGUCCCGACCAGACAAAGAGGAACGGCAUAUGCGCUCAGUCAGAGCCCUCAGCAAUAUAAACAGGUCCUUGUGGCGAGCGGUAUUAGUCGGUACAUGCAGUGGGCGAGGUGCUAUCGAGAUGAAGACUCCCGAACAGAUAGACAACCAGAGUUCUCUCAGCUCGAUAUGGAAUGGGCAUUUGCUGGCGCCGCCCAGGUUCAGUCUGAUGUAAAUGAUGUUUUGCUGGCUGCACUUUCACGGCUUCAACCAGCUCGAAGCUACAAGUGUAUACGUGGAGAGAGAAUACCACUUUUAUCCACCAUUGUCGAUGAGCCCGGGCCAGUCGACGGGCCAGCCAAAGAGCAACCUGCUCACAAAUUCACAACCCUCACAUUUGCCGAAAGUAUCGCCGCAUAUGGCUCUGACAAGCCAGACUUGCGAAUCCCCAACAGAAUACAUACUAUAGAAGAUGCCGAACCUUAUCGCAACUUUGUCAGCAUGAUUACACACCUUUCGGAUCCUCUGAUUGAGGCUUUCGUCUUCAGACUGCAAGACUGUUCGCCCUCAGACGCUCGAAAAUUUGUCAUUGAAUUUAUGGACAGUCUCCCACCCGCAUUAGCCAACAAUCCCGACGGCAAACCCCAAAUACUCAUUCACGACUCUCGACAGCCCUUGUCCGGAUUCUCCUCCGUGGGGUUCGAAUACGAAACUCUGCUCGACAAAGUUUCCCAGGGCCAGGAAAUUAAUGAUGGCGAUUUGGUAGUUUUCCAAGCUCGCGAAAAACCCAAAGGUCAAUACUGUCUCGGAUCCACCAAAAUCGGCGACAUGCGAACCGCUCUCUGGAAAGCUCUCGUGGAGGAGGGCUACAUGGAAAAACCCAAACUCGGAGACCCCGACUCGUUACAAUUUGUAUGGAUCACAGAAUUUCCCAUGUUCAAGCCCGUUGAAGAAGGGGAACCCGGCCAGGGUGGCGCAGCUGGAAUCUCCGCGGCCCAUCACCCGUUCACGGCGCCGCUUUCAGAAAGGGACCUCGAGGUUCUCUUUACUGAGCCCUUGCAAGCUCGGAGCGCCGCCUACGACCUCGUUUUGAACGGCGUCGAAAUUGGCGGUGGAAGCGAGCGUGUUCACGUUGCAGAUGUUCAGGAAUUCAUCAUGCGAGGUGUGCUGAAAAUGACGGACGACCGAAUCAGAGACUUUUCACACUUGUUUGACGCCCUCAGAGUCGGGUGUCCACCUCACGCUGGCUUUGCCCUCGGGUUCGAUAGACUCGUUGCGCUUCUCACGGACACAUCCACUAUUCGGGAUGUGAUUGCGUUUCCCAAGACCAUGAAAGGUGAGGAUCCGUUUGUGAGGUCCCCAAGCAAGCUGAAUAACGGGCAGCUUGCUCCGUAUGGGCUGCAACUCGCGUCCAAGUCCAAAUGA